Capronia coronata CBS 617.96 is the source of this 1527-nucleotide messenger RNA. RefSeq lists its product as uncharacterized. The transcript has a single exon. Lineage: Eukaryota; Fungi; Ascomycota; Eurotiomycetes; Chaetothyriales; Herpotrichiellaceae. The coding region runs from base 1 to 1527 and encodes 508 amino acids. The record is from RefSeq and is a predicted model, not a curated record.
AUGUCGAACGAACGCACUCCACUGCUCUCACGCUCCUCAUACGGCGGCGACGACUUCUUUUCAGACCCGCACAGGCAAUUCUGCAUGCUUGUCGGCGUGCCACCAUCAGUCCCCGAUCCCAGCGGCAGCACCAAGAAUGGCUCCUCCUUCUCGCCUUCCAAGAAAUCCCUAUACGUUCGAGCGACACGCCAGCUCCAGAAACAGCGCUUCACAUACUACUUCACUGCAUCACUGUCCAACACACUCCUCCUGUCCCAAGUGGUGCUUGGCGCGGCAUUGACCGCCCUUGGGGCUUCCGAGUCCUCGCAUGUGCUGAUCACGUUGUUCGGCGCCCUGAACACCGUCAUCGCCGGGCUCGUGGCGUACCUGAAGUCGCGCGGCCAGCCGAUGCGGGCGCGCAUGUAUCGCGACGACCUGGAGCGCGUUGUCGAUGAGAUCGAAAACUCCGAGAUCAUGUGGCUGGGCAUUACGCGCCGGGUGCACGGCUACGACGAAAUCAACACGGACGAUCACCAGGUCACCGUCCGCAGCGAGGUGGCGAGGCUGACUCGUCUCUUUGAUCGCGCGGUGAGGACCAACACGGCCAAUAAUCCGGACAUGUACAUGGCUGGCAGCGCGGGCAUCUAUGAUCCUAUGAACACGGCUUUGAGGCCGAGACCGGCCGUUGUCCAGGUGCCUGGGGCUUCGUCUGCCGUGCCUAUUUCUCUGCCGGUCGGCUCGGGUGCCCAGCCUGCGAUUGCGGCUCCUGUGGUGACGGUAGAUCCUGGGACGGGGACGGCGGCGGGAGGUGUUGCGGUGCCCGUGCCCGUGCCGCCACAGCAGACCUUGGAUCCGGAUCCGGAUGAAAGCCCUGCUACAGCGGCAAAGCCGAUGCCAGUGAAGGAGGAGCCUAAGGAGGAGCCUAAGAAGCAACAGACUCAACAGGAGGAGGGUAAGAAGGAGGCCGAUAAAGGAAAGGAUAAAGAUGAGGAACCGACUGAUGAUGAAGAUGGAGCUAAAGACUCUGUUAACGAUAGAGAUGGACAUGCCAGGAAAGAGAUACACGAAGGCACAGCGAGCGAUGCUGAUAGAGAUGACACUGAACCCAAGGAAAAGGGGCAAUCGCAUCACGACAAGAAGGACGAUGGCCAAGCUGACAAGCAGAACUCUAGUGGAAAAGAACAACGAGACGAUACCACACCUGCGGACCGUCGCGGCCAGAGCAAAGCAAGAGAGAAGGAAAAGGACACAAGUGAAAGCGAAGAUGACGGCUCUUCUUCCACAAAGCGAGGCAACGGCAAGUCAUCUUCAUCUACGUCGCCUUCGUCCCCGUCUUCGCCUCGCUCUUCAUCUACGUCACCACCUUCAGGACUCAAAGACAAAGACAGUGGAAGUUAUACCACGCCAGAGUCGAGAUCUCAUAGCUCUCCACCGCCUCCAUCUCCUCCAGCGCAACAGCCACAACCACAACCACAAUUCGACCCCGAUGCGUCGCCGGCCACUGAUCCAAAUGUACCGCGGAAGAAACUACCACCUGCUCCCACUUGA